This is a messenger RNA of Rattus norvegicus (Norway rat), 3776 nucleotides long. It is a transcript of the gene Tgm7, whose product is annotated as transglutaminase 7. The record is from RefSeq and is a predicted model, not a curated record. Gene Ontology annotation, molecular function: protein-glutamine gamma-glutamyltransferase activity. Lineage: Eukaryota; Metazoa; Chordata; Mammalia; Rodentia; Muridae.
UGUGAUUGGGUUACCUCACUCAGGAUGAUAUUUUCCAGUUCCAUCCAUUUGCCUAUGAAUUUCAUAAAGUCAUUGUUUUUGAUAGCUGAGUAAUAUUCCAUUGUGUAGAUGUAUCAUAUUUUCUGUAUCCAUUCUUCUGAAGGGCAUCUGGGUUCUUUCCAGCUUCUGGCUAUUAUAAAUAAGGCUGCUAUGAACAUAGUGCCUUUGUUAUAUGUUGGGGCAUCUUUUGGGUAUAUGCCCAAGAGAGGUAUAGCUGGGUCCUCAGGUAGCUCAAUGUCCAAUUUUCUGAGGAACCUCCAGACUGAUUUCCAGAAUGGUUGUACCAGUCUGCAAUCCCACCAACAAUGGAGGAGUGUUCCUCUUUCUCCACAUCCUCACCAGCAUUUGCUGUCACCUGAGUUUUUGAUCUUUUGGUGCUAAAAUUUAACUAAGAGGUAAGUCCUAUGUUAGACCUCCCACAAAUCCUUGCUAAUUAAGGCCUCUAUUUGCAAUCAAGAGCAAGUUCUUGGUCUGAUGCAGGCUGCCUGUACUCACUGAUUACUCACUGAUGUAAUCUUUGCCUGUAGCUCCCAUUUACCGUCCCCCUUUUAACUCGAUGUAUAUCUUUGUCUUUUUAUCUUAUCCUUUUAUCAAUGAAAAAACUGCCAACUCUCUCACCCCCUUAUCUUCUCUAUAAAAAGAAUUCAAGAAGCCAGCAGGGGCUGCUCUAUGACUUCAGGGAGAUGGUGGCUGGCCAGCCUAGAGUGCACUCAAAUACAGCUUACUUCGAUUUGGACCCUCCUUGACUCAGUCCAGGGCUAACACUUUCUCUUUGUGUGUGGCUUGGUGCAGAGGUUCCCACGCAUGCAUCCUUACUGAAGGCCGAUAUAAACCCUAUUAAAUAGGAAACAUGAUCAUCUCCCCAUUUUUCAGAUGAGCACACUAAUGUCUAGGACUAUUAGGUGACCUGUCCAAGCAACUUGUCAAGGUGACAGCCUAGAGCUGACUCACUGUAGAAGCUAUACACUUGUUUACUGUACUAGGAGAAUCUUACAACCAUAUAUAACCACAAUGCCUUCUUCAUAGACCUGAAAUAAAACUGAGAAUCAGAAAAUAAGUCCCAGGUAGUCCCACCCCCAUACUUCAAAGCAGGGACUUGCCUUAUAGCAGGUGUCCAGCUUACAGACAGCUCAUUGACUUCAUUCAUAUGAAAUCCCAAUAUGUUAUUCCUAAACCAGCAGGAUGAUAGAAAGAGUGGCUUUCCAUUAUCUGGGAUCCACUUUGUCCUCUGGGACACCAAUCCUCCAGCUCCGGUGUCUCCAGAAUGGAUUUUCCUCCGUAUCCCUGGCUAGGACCUGCUGAAUUGUCCUGAGGUUAUCCUGGAAUUAGGAGGCAGAGAGGUUCGUGCAGGCAGGUUCCAUAUAAAUGACUCCAAGUGUCUCGGCUGAGCAGUGACCUGUCCUCCCUCCCCAAGUGGCAGCCUUGGAGCUCAGGUCUGUGGAACUGCAGAUCCCCAGGAACAACAAGGACCACCACACCCAGGAUUUGGGCUCAUCAAAGCUCAUUCUGCGCCGCGGCCAGAUCUUCAUCUUAACGAUAGUCUUCAGUCGACCUUUCCAGCCCCAAAAGGACCACCUCACCUUUGUGGCUGAGACAGGACCAGAACCCACAGAGCUUCUGGGGACCCGAGCUACUUUCUUCCUCGUCCAGACCCGACCUGAGAACGUCUGGAGUGCUUCUGACUUCGUGAUUGACAGCAACUCUCUCCAAGUCUCCAUUUUCUCACCGGCGAGUGCGGUCAUUGGCCACUACACACUGAAGCUAGAGAUCUCCCGGGACCAGGGUCCUGGUGUGACCUACCCCCUGGGGAAUUUCAUUUUGCUUUUUAACCCAUGGAGUACAGAGGAUGAUGUCUACCUGCCCAGCGAAGCACUGCUGCGGGAGUAUAUCAUGUGUGACUAUGGCUUUGUUUACAAGGGUCAAGCAAAUUCCAUCACCUCCAGGCCUUGGAACUACGGGCAGUUUGAAGAGGACAUCGUUGAUAUCUGCUUUGAGAUCUUGAACAAGAGCCUGUAUUUUCUAAAGAACCCAUCCAAAGACCAUUCUCAGAGAAACGACGUGGUGUAUGUAUGCAGGGUGGUAAGCGCUAUGAUCAACAGCAAUGACGACAGUGGUGUGCUUCAGGGGAACUGGGGAGAGGAUUACUCCCAGGGCACCAGCCCUCUGGAAUGGAAUGGCAGCGUGGCCAUCUUGCGGCAGUGGUCGGCCAGGGGAGGACAGCCUGUGAAAUAUGGACAGUGUUGGGUCUUUGCCUCUGUUAUGUGCACGGUAAUGAGAUGCUUAGGUGUUCCAACCCGAGUGGUUUCCAAUUUCCAUUCUGCACACAACACCGAUGGGAACUUGACCAUCGACACCUACUAUGACCGAACUGCAGAAAUGCUGCCGGCUCAGAGGCCAGACAAAAUCUGGAACUUCCAUGUCUGGAACGAGUGCUGGAUGAUCAGGAAAGACCUUCCACCAGGGUACAACGGCUGGCAGGUUCUGGACCCCACGCCCCAGCAAACCAGCAGUGGAUUGUUCUGCUGUGGCCCUGCCUCUGUGAAAGCCAUCAAGGAAGGGGACGUCCAGCUGCCCUAUGAUACCCCUUUUGUAUACGCGGAGGUGAAUGCUGAUGAGGUCGUUUGGCUUUUUGAGGGUGGCCAGGUCCAGGAAAUCCUGGCCCAUAACAUCAGCUACAUUGGGAAAGCAAUCAGCACCAAGAUGGUUGGGUCAGAUGAGCGCCUAGACAUCACCAGUUCCUACAAGUAUCCAGAAGGAUCCUCUGAGGAGCGGUCUGUGUUCAUUAAGGCUUCCUGGAAAUUGCUGGAACCGAGAAGGAACUCCUCAUCUCUCCUGGAUCUCUUAGGGUCUGAGAACUUUAAGGAUAAACCGGUGCAGCUGCAACUCCACCUGGCUAGGGCACCCAUGUGGGGCCAGGACGUGCUGCUCAUGCUACUUGUCCGGAGGGUGCCAGUCAGAGACCAUGUUCAGGGGCCUGUCGGACUGACGGUGCGCUUUUGUGCACAGGCCCUCCUGCAUGGGGGCGGCACUCGGAAACCGUUCUGGAGACACGUGGUACACUUGAAUGUGGAUUCUGAGAAGGAGCUACAGUGGCCGCUCCUGCUGCCCUACAGCAAUUACAGGGACAAGCUGACAGACGAAAAUCUGAUCCAUGUGUCUGGCAUCGCUGAGGUUGAAGAGACAGGGCAGUUCAUUCUGGUCCUAAAAGAGUUCUCUCUGGAGCCUCCCUACUUGUCUAUUGAGGUGUUUGAAAAGGCUGAGGUGGGCAAGGCCCUGAACAUCCACAUCACCCUCACCAACACCCUAAUGGUGCCUCUGAAUAACUGCACCAUGGUUCUGGAGGGGAGUGGCCUCAUCAAUGGGCAGAUGACAAAAGACCUUGGGACUCUGAUGGCCGGACACACCAUCCGAAUUCAACUGGAGCUCUACCCCAUCAAAGCUGGGCGCCACCAGCUACAAGUCCUCAUCAGCAGCAGUGAGGUCAAGGAGAUCAAAGGCUACAAGGACAUCUUCAUUGCGGCAGCUCCAGCCUCCUGAGGCCUGCCUUCCUAAUGCCCUCCCCAGUCCUUGUCCCAGCCCUGCUUCCCACCCCCAGCAUAGCCUCACAGCUCUCUACUUCUCAAGGUGGUUGGUGUCUUUGUUAACCUCUGUGGUGUGGGUAAUAGAAACUCUGUAGAACCACUGUGCAUCAUGGGAAAAAACAAUAAAGAUGUGUUCACUCUCUCCUCUGCUAAGAA